AUGCGCUUUGAUCAGCAGUUCAUGGACAGUAUGGCAGGCCGGCAGAAUGUUUAUAGUGCGGAUGAGAUGAAGGUGGACUGCUGCUUGCUCAGCCACAACAACAGCUACGUUGUGACCGGGUCAAGCAGUGGGCCCCCGCAAGUCUGGGAUAUGCACGUAAGCUCUACUCUUCUUCGCAUUUCUACAAGUCAUCGUACUGUUGUUUGA
This is a messenger RNA of Protopolystoma xenopodis, 207 nucleotides long. Lineage: Eukaryota; Metazoa; Platyhelminthes; Monogenea; Polystomatidea; Polystomatidae. The record is from the annotation of a GenBank genome assembly.